This is a messenger RNA of Synchiropus splendidus (mandarinfish), 3352 nucleotides long. Its product is annotated as transcription factor 7-like 1-A. The coding region runs from base 497 to 2035 and encodes 512 amino acids. Gene Ontology annotation, cellular component: catenin-TCF7L2 complex; beta-catenin-TCF complex. Gene Ontology annotation, molecular function: DNA-binding transcription factor activity, RNA polymerase II-specific; RNA polymerase II cis-regulatory region sequence-specific DNA binding. Lineage: Eukaryota; Metazoa; Chordata; Actinopteri; Syngnathiformes; Callionymidae. Gene Ontology annotation, biological process: canonical Wnt signaling pathway; regulation of transcription by RNA polymerase II. The transcript has 12 exons. The record is from RefSeq and is a predicted model, not a curated record.
UCCAGAGUCAGCUAGCUCUGGUUCUCGUGUGACGGCGUGUGUUUACAAACGUCUUCCCGUUUAGCCCCAGACUAAACCUGCGUGGGCCCAGAUUGCGAUCAGGGCUUCCCGAACCCCGGACCGGACAUGAGUCCCUCGAGUGGACGAUCCGUCGGGAAACCUUGAGUUCUGUUGGGCGAACUGCAGUAAACAUCCUUGAACUGACGCAGAUUGGAAAUCUUCGGAGUCCUCACAAUCCUCGGUCCGUGUCACGCAGUUCCACAACUUUGUUCACUUGAAGCCUUUCACUUGGGCGAACUCAGUAACGCCACAGGAAGCUAAAGUUGCUAGCUCGUUAGCUCGUAUCCAGUCGAGCUGUGGAUGCUCCGCUGAGUUUCUCUUCACACUGAAAUCGAACAAACGUUGAAGUGGUCUUCGCUUUAGCCGCCAGUCGGCUGGAUGUCUAGUCGGUGUGGUUCAAACUCCGCCAGCAAACUCGGACAAGUCGAUAACAAACAUGCCGCAGUUGAGCGGAGGAGACUCGGGACACGGGGGUCCGGACUCGGGGGUCCGAGACGAACUGGGAGCAAGAGACGAACUGAUCCGCUUUGAGGAUGAAGGGGACCAGGAGAAGCAGACUGAGGCGACGGACCGGGACCUGGAUGACGUCAAGUCUUCUCUGGUCAACGAAUCCGAGACCCACAGCGGUUCCGAGGCGGACAGACGUUCCCGACCCGACCCAGGUGGACGGACCAGAUCCCGCCAGGUGUUCGAAGAUGGUGUGAGGAGGCAGCCGGAGGCCUGCUUCCCUCCGUACCUGGGGUACCCCUUCUUCAUGUUCCCAGACCUCUGCAGCCCGUACCUGUCUGGUGGAGCUCAUCCUUAUCUUCCUUUCCAGUGGCCUCUUCUGGAUGUCCAAGCUAGAACAUCAGGGAGAGACACUCCAGCACACACACACCGGCCCAGCGGUGUGCCGGUCUUGCCCCCCCACAUGAGCCUCCAUCCUCUCUUGUCCUACAAUCCAGAAGCAUCACCUGGAUUCCCCUCUGGCUCCAUGCUCUCCAGACCCUCGGGGGCUACUCAUUUCCCAGCCCAUGAUGGUCUCCCCCAGGUUCCUCAGACGUUUGGGUGGUUGUCAGGUCAAUCCAUCUACCCUCUGACAGGAGGUUUCUCACCUGCUCUACCCAUGAGUGCCUCAAUUUCCAGUUUGAUGUCUGGAGGCUUCUCUCCAGGCAUCCUGUCUCCACCUCCCUCAUCCUCUCCCCCUAGAGUCACAGUGGCCAUGAAGCAGGACGCAGAGAGCAGCAGCACUCAGCAACUCAGUUCGUCCCCAGCUCCUCCUCCUCAGCAGCAGCAGCAGCAGCAACAGCAGCAGCUUCACAUCAAGAAACCGCUGAACGCCUUCAUGCUAUUUAUGAGGGACCAGCGCCCCCAUGUGGUGGCAGAGUGCAGCGUGAAGGAGAGCGCAACUAUAAACCAGAUCCUGGGACAGAGGUGGCACUCUCUCUCCAAGGAGGAGCAGUCCAAGUACUAUGACCUGGCGCGUAAAGAACGACUCCUUCACUCCAAACUUUACCCCGGCUGGUCGGCCAGGGACAACUACGGUAGGAAGAAGAAGAGGAAGAGACCGAAGAAUGACUCGACCGAUCCAGCUGCUGACGGUUGCCCCCCUCAAGUGAAGCGAGCGCUGUCCAGUUCUGGGUUGGAGUGGUCACACACACACAUGCACUCGGCGAGUGCGGAGCCUCGACCUGUGGGCGUGUCCCACCUGACACACACGCACCUGUCUCAGUCGAGCCCCGCCUCUUCUCUGGGUUCCCCGGCCACUCCAACCGCGUCUCUAGCGUCACCUGCAGCGCCGGCGCCGACCCAAACUGACCACACGCACAAUCCCAUCUGCACGGGUCAGUACAGCGAGCAGCUGCAGCCACUAUCCCUCAACGCCAAGCACGCCCAUGCUCCCGGCACAUCGGCCAGCGCCACCUAUGGAGUGUCCUCCCACACUCCUACCCCUUCUGCUCUGCUCCCCCUCCCCCACGACCCGUCAGCCAAUUAGGUGUGAGGGUUAUUUUGGACAUGUUUUUUUAGAUUCAGAAACAAUUUCUAACUACUUUACCUUGUUUAUCAAAUAAAUAUUUUUAUUGACAAACUCUUGCGCUUCGUCUGAUGUCACUUCCUGCAGCCAGACCUUUGCUGCAGGGUUGUAAAUCAUGUAAUAUCGAAACAAAAUGCUACACUUGUGAAUCCUACUAAAUCAGGUCAAGCCAAGUUUGUUGUUUUGAGGCGAGCAGUUUAUUUCAACUCCCAGUAUCUAGAUACGUUUCCAAUGGCAGCUGCAUUCAUGUUACUGUGCCGCUCCCUCUGGCAUCAAGCAUCAAAAAUGAGAUUGUAUGGUUUAUUUUACCAGACAUGCUGUUACAUUCAUGCGAUAUGCUGUGGCAGUGAGCGGAGCCCGGUGCUGCAGAGACACAGCAUCAUGGGUGAUGGAACUUUUAGGGUGUGACUUUGUUUUCCUGUGUCAUAUAGCAGGCAGCAGGGUGUGUUUUCAGAGUGUGUAUUAAUAAUCUUGUGUGGGUCAAUCUUUGACAAGACACUGAUCUUAUGAGGACUUUUUGCUGCGCAGACAUUUUGGCCGGUCCAUUGAGUUUUGAGGGUAAAAAUGUCAAAAUAAAUGGGUCAUUAUAACUGGGUUUCAGUUUAGUUCAGAGUCCUAGUUAAGGUUAGCCAUGUGUUUUGAAUGGUGAGGUUUAGAGGCUGGGGAAAGGGUUAUAGAAAUGAGAGGUCCUCAAAAGAAUAGAAAUACAGGAAUGUGCGUGUGAGUCUGUGCGUGGUGUUAUUGAGCCCUGUCUGUUGCUGUGUUGAAUCUUUUUGAUGUGUAGAUGUUCAUAACUGUCACUGCAGUUUGCUGUGUGGUGCGCUGGAGUGAAAAACACUGGUGUUGUCUCCUUUUCUUAGCUUAAAGAUGACCACAUUAUGUUUCCAACAUUUACUGUGAAAAGGGGGGAAUUGAAAGUGGGAAUGUCAUCCAUCUCCCCUCAACUCUAGCACCGUCGAUACCACCAGUCAGGUGAUGAGCAUGCAGCUGUGUCACAGUCCAGAUAAGAGAAAGGAAACUAAAAGUCCUCAGCAUGAGUCCUCUGCCCUGUUGCACCACAGUUUUCAGGAGUGGCUGCCUCACUUCACACACGGCUUGCCGUGGGGCGGGUUAUUCAUAUGUUUAACUGCUGAUGUUGUGUUGAUCUCCAGAGUCCGGCUAAUGGUGUCUGUAUUACAACAUCGUUGUUACAUAACACAAUGAUGAUGUGUUAUGGCAGUCAUGAUAUUUUUUUAUGAUUAUGUUUAUCAAGUUGUUAUAUUGAGUGAACUGCUUUAU